This is a messenger RNA of Polistes dominula (European paper wasp), 1699 nucleotides long. RefSeq names its product beta-Tubulin at 56D. Gene Ontology annotation, cellular component: microtubule. Gene Ontology annotation, molecular function: GTP binding; structural constituent of cytoskeleton; GTPase activity. NCBI's taxonomy places the organism in Eukaryota, Metazoa, Arthropoda, Insecta, Hymenoptera, Vespidae. Gene Ontology annotation, biological process: microtubule-based process. The record is from RefSeq and is a predicted model, not a curated record.
UCUCUCUCCUCAUUUUCUAUUCAACUAUUAAGAAGAUUUCUUCUUCUGUAACAUUUCCGAUCGAUUAGGACCCAUCCAUCUUAUUGUUUCGCGAUUAUCUGUUGCGUUAAAGUAAUCAUUGACUUUUGUUUAAUUAUAAAAGGUUAUCGCGUGAAAAAGAAAAAUGCGUGAAAUAGCUCAUCUUCAGGCUGGCCAAUGUGGCAAUCAAAUUGGCGCUAAGUUUUGGGAGGUAAUAUCCGACGAGCAUGGAAUUGAUCCUACGGGAACUUAUCACGGUGAUUCGGAUUUGCAAUUGGAACGUAUAAACGUUUAUUAUAACGAAGCAACCGGUGGAAAAUACGUUCCAAGAGCAAUAUUGGUCGAUCUGGAACCUGGUACUAUGGAUGCCGUACGAUCAGGCCCAUUUGGUCAAAUAUUUCGACCGGACAAUUUCGUUUUCGGUCAAAGCGGUGCUGGAAACAAUUGGGCGAAAGGUCAUUACACGGAAGGUGCCGAACUGGUUGAUUCCGUCCUCGAUGUUGUUCGCAAAGAAGCUGAAAGUUGCGAUUGUCUUCAGGGAUUUCAAUUAACUCAUUCGCUUGGUGGUGGAACUGGUGCUGGUAUGGGCACAUUACUUAUUUCCAAAAUUCGAGAAGAAUAUCCUGAUAGGAUUAUGAUGACUUUUAGCGUGGUACCAUCACCUAAGGUAUCGGACACAGUCGUCGAACCAUACAACUGCACUCUUUCUGUACAUCAACUUGUCGAGAAUACGGAUGAAUCCUAUUGUAUAGACAACGAAGCCCUUUACGAUAUUUGCUUCAGAACACUUAAAUUAAGCACCCCCACUUAUGGAGAUUUAAAUCAUUUGGUUAGUGCAACAUUAAGUGGUGUUACAACCUGCUUAAGGUUUCCCGGACAAUUAAAUGCCGAUUUGAGAAAACUAGCAGUCAACAUGGUACCUUUCCCACGAUUACACUUCUUCAUUCCCGGUUUCGCUCCUUUAACUUCAAGAGGAUCGCAACAGUACAGAGCAUUAACUGUCCCAGAAUUAACCCAACAAAUGUUCGAUGCUAAAAACAUGAUGGCCGCCUGUGACCCUCGACACGGUCGUUAUCUCACCGUUGCUGCUGUUUUCCGUGGAAGAAUGUCGAUGAAAGAGGUUGACGAACAAAUGUUAAAUAUACAAAAUAAAAAUAGCAGUUAUUUCGUCGAAUGGAUACCUAGCAACGUUAAAACCGCAGUUUGCGAUAUUCCACCUCGUGGUUUGAAAAUGUCAGCUACUUUUAUUGGAAAUUCUACGGCUAUUCAGGAACUCUUCAAAAGAGUUUCUGAACAAUUCACGGCCAUGUUCAGGCGCAAAGCCUUUCUUCAUUGGUACACUGGCGAAGGUAUGGACGAAAUGGAAUUCACGGAAGCCGAAAGUAACAUGAACGAUUUGGUAUCGGAAUAUCAACAAUAUCAAGAAGCUACAGCAGAAGAGGAUGGUGAAUUUGACGAGGAGGAGGAGGGUGAAGGGGCGGAUAAUUAAUUUGUUUUAUUAGAUUUUCCUUCUUCCAUAAUUAUCGGUUGUUUUAAUCGCACAUGUAUCAUACUCUAAAUAAGAAAGAAAAACAAAAACUGUGUUCGUACGAGUAUUAAAGUGUCCUGUCGUUUGUCAAUUAUUUUGUUAUAGAAUGCAACGCGAACAAACUUGUACAGAAUAAAUGACUUCGUUACAAUA